Molecule: messenger RNA, 238 nt
Organism: Sphaeroforma arctica JP610
Lineage: Eukaryota; Ichthyosporea; Ichthyophonida
Exons: 2
Cellular component (GO): proteasome core complex
Source: RefSeq, a predicted model, not a curated record
CCUGUUCGAGUUGCGUAAUAAGGAGAGGAUCUCAGUGCGUGCGGCCUCCAAGCUGCUGGGCAACAUGGUCUACCAAUACAGAUCAAUGGGACUGAGCAUGGGUACUAUGAUCACAGGUUGGGACAAAUCCGGCCCAGGACUAUACUACGUGGACAGUGAUGGCACACGAUUGGGAGGUGAUCUUUUCAGUGUAGGAUCUGGUUCAACCUACGCGUACGGUGUAUUGGAUAGUAAGUAA